AUGCCGGAGAGGGUGGCGCCGCUGGACAUGGCGGCGGUGCAGGUGCCGUGGCACUUCCGGUGCCCCAUCUCGCUGGAGCUGAUGAGGGACCCCGUCACCGUCGCCACCGGACAGACCUACGACCGGAUGAGCAUCGAGUCCUGGAUCGCCGCCGGCAACUCCACCUGCCCCGUCACUCGCUCCCCCUUGCCGGAGCUCUCCCUCAUCCCCAACCACACCCUCCGCCGCCUCAUCCAAGACUGGUGCGUCGCCCACCGCUCCCUCGGCGUGGAGCGGAUCCCCACCCCGAAGCAGCCCGCCGAGCCCGCCGCCGUCCGCUGCCUCCUCUCGCAGGCGGAGUCGCCGUCCUCCGCCGAGCCCGCCCGGGUCGCCGCCCUCCGCCGCCUCCGCUCCCUGGCCGGCGACUCCGAUGGCAACCGCGCGGUGAUUUCCACGCCGGAGAAUCGGGCCUCCCUGUUGUCCCUCUCCUUCCGGGGAGCCCCGCCGUCGAGCUGCCCCGCCGGCGGGUCCGCCGUGGCGGUGGAGGCCCUCUCGGUGGUGGCGAUGCUGCCGCUCUCGGAGCAGGACAGCGCUUCCGUGGCCGGCAGCGCCGAGCGGUUGUCUUGGCUGUCGGCGCUGCUCUCGUUCCACCCCUCGGCGGAGACUCGGGCCGACGCUGCCGCCGUGGUGGAGGCCGUCUCCGCCGGGACGAAGUCGCCGGAGCUGCGCGCCACCAUUGGCAGCGCCGGGGGGAUGAUGGAAGGCCUGGUUCGGAUGCUGGGCAGAGACCGUCGCAGUACCAAGAGGGCGAUCAAGGCAGCCAUCAGAGCUCUCUUCUCGCUCUGCCUGGUAAAGCAGAACAGGGAGCGAGCGGCGCCGCUCGGCGCCGCCAAGUACCUGGUCGACAGGGUGGCCUCCGGCGAGCUGGACCGCGGUGACAUGGAGCGCGCGCUCGCCACAGUGGAGCUGCUUUGCCGGGUGGACCGGGCCCGCGAGGCGCUGGCGGCCCACGGCGGGGUGGUGGCCGCGCUGGUGAAGGUGCUGGCCGUGAAGGUCUCCGACCGGGCAGCGGAGCACGCGGCGGGGACGCUGGCGGCACUGUGUGGGGCGUCGGAGGCGCUGCAGCGGGAGGCGGUGGCCGGAGGGGUCCUCACGCGGCUACUGCUGAUGGUGCAGAGCGACUGCUCGGAGCGAGCAAAGAGGAAGGCGCAACUGCUGCUGAAGCUCCUGCGAGCGGCCUGGCCGGCCGGCGACUCCCUCGCCAUUUCCGACGACUUCCAGGUUCAUCCCUCCGCCGGCGCCGUGCCCACCGCAUCCUUUCUCUGCUAG
Spirodela intermedia is the source of this 1308-nucleotide messenger RNA. The record is from the annotation of a GenBank genome assembly. NCBI's taxonomy places the organism in Eukaryota, Viridiplantae, Streptophyta, Magnoliopsida, Alismatales, Araceae.